This is a messenger RNA of Onthophagus taurus, 897 nucleotides long. RefSeq names its product cytochrome b5 domain-containing protein 1. The record is from RefSeq and is a predicted model, not a curated record. NCBI's taxonomy places the organism in Eukaryota, Metazoa, Arthropoda, Insecta, Coleoptera, Scarabaeidae.
AUCGUUUUCUUGUCAAUAUUAUUAUUGUCAAUUAGAAUUAAAAAAUCUUAUCUUUUUAAAGCAACGACUAACUAAAUCUCAAUUACAAUGACCGAUUGUUAUAAUAUAAAUUAUCGAACUAAAAACCCUUUACCGCGACUAAUAAAAAAGAAACCCAAAAAGGUGUCGAGAACCUUAAAGAUAGAUCAACGAAAUUAUAUCGCUCCAUUCGAAGUUGUUGUCCAUAAUAGUGUGAGCGAUUGCUGGGUUUCGUUUCUUGGAAAAGUUUACAACAUAACACCUUUAUUAAGGGAAUAUGCCGGUGAAGAUUGUAUAAGACCAUUGGUUGCUUUCGCCGGAAAAGAUAUCAACGACUGGUUUGAUGAGUCAACCGGUGAUAUUCAACAUUAUAUACACCCAAUUACUGGAGCUAGAGUACCUCAUUGCCCAUAUGGAAGGAUUCCUCACGUUCAAAUUCAAGUACCAUCAACGGAGUGGCGACCUUUAGAUGGUUUACCAUGGUGGAAAGAUGACGCUAAAUAUCUGGUUGGUCGUUUAACAAAAAAAGUUCGUCCUGUAAGAAUCACAAAUAUGUGUAUUUGUCAAGAAGCCAUUAUAAAUGUAUGUUGUGAGGAUACUAUUAGCAGAAUUAUGGAACGAUAUAGAAUAUUUAAUAGUGAACCAGAAAGCUAUAUUUGCAGAGCUCUUAAUAAAAAUUUAGUGAUGAAUAAAACUCUCGAAGAAAAUGGAAUAAUCGACGAAAGAGAAGAAUAUUAUCGAUUAGGAUUACCACAAAGUUUAUACAUACCGGUCAUUUUUAUGUACUACAGUGAUGAUUUUAAGCAUGUAGAAGAAUAAAAUAUUUAUGGAUAUUUGAAAUUAACAAAAUGCAUUCAAAUAAAAAGCAUUUAUUAAAGU